Aquila chrysaetos chrysaetos is the source of this 8461-nucleotide messenger RNA. It is a transcript of the gene RNF130, whose product is annotated as ring finger protein 130. The transcript is spliced from 8 exons. Lineage: Eukaryota; Metazoa; Chordata; Aves; Accipitriformes; Accipitridae. The record is from RefSeq and is a predicted model, not a curated record. Bases 436 to 1710 code for a protein of 424 amino acids.
UCCUCGGGGCCGUCGCGGGGCUGUGCGGAGAGGGGGCCGCGGCGCCGCCCCCGCCUCCUCCCCUCGCCCGGCACGGGCAGAGGCAGGUGGGCGGCCGGGGCUCCCCCGCGGCGGCGGGCGGGCGGGCGGCAUGAGCGCGGCGCCCUGAGGGGCCGGCGGAGAGGGGGUCGCCCCGAGCAGCCUCCCCCCCACCCCGGGGGGCCGCGUUCGACGGAUCGGACUCGGCCGGGACCUGCCAUGACUCCGCUGGCUCCUCCCAUGGCAUGAGCCCGUGCUCUCCUCCCCCCCCUCCGCCUGCUUUCGGUCUUUCUCCGCUCCUGGGCUGUCAGAUGGGAUAAAAUACACCCGGGCGUGUGGGGCUCGGCGCUGCCGCGAGGGAGCGGGGGGAGCGGCGGAGGCAACCGGUGACGGCCGUCGGCUCGCCCGGAGUCGAAGAUGAGCUGGCGGUGGGCUCGCCAGCACCGGAACGGCGGCUCCUCCGUCCUGCUGCUCCUGCUGCUCUGGCACUGCUGGGUCCGGCCGGCCGGCGCCGACAACGCCAGCCAGGCGUACUACACCGCCCUCAUCAACGUGACGGUGCUGAGCCCCGAGCGGGGCGGCCCCACGCUGCUGAGGAUCGACCGCGGCCGCUACGGGCAGGAUUCCCCCAAGGUGGAGGUGAAGGGCCUGCUGGUGGCUCCCGUCCCCAUCAACGGAGUUGCAGAUCGCCUGGGCUGUGACCCUCGAACACGUUUCCAAGUUCCACCAAACACCAAGCAGUGGAUUGCUUUAUUACAGCGAGGAAACUGUACAUUUAGAGAGAAAAUACUGCGAGCAGCUUCACAUAAUGCCACAGCUGUGGUCAUUUACAACAAUAUAUCCAGUGAAGAACCUGUCACAAUGACUCAUCAAGGAACUGGAGACAUUGUUGCUGUCAUGAUUACAGAAUCAAAGGUUAAGGAGAUCCUGAAUUACUUGGAAAAGAAUAUUUCUGUCUUGAUGGCAAUAGCAGUGGGGUCCCGUGUUCCUCCAAAAAACUUCAGUCGGGGCUCUCUAGUCUUUGUGUCAAUAUCAUUCAUAGUUUUGAUGAUAAUUUCUUCAGCAUGGUUAAUAUUUUACUUCAUCCAGAAGAUCAGGUACACAAGUGCACGUGACAGGAAUCAGCGUCGUCUUGGAGAUGCUGCCAAGAAAGCCAUCGGUAAAUUGACAACCAGGACAGUAAAGAAGGGCGAUAAGGAAACAGACCCAGACUUUGAUCAUUGUGCUGUCUGCAUUGAGAGUUACAAGCAGAACGAUGUUGUUCGCAUUUUACCGUGCAAGCAUGUUUUCCAUAAAGCCUGUGUGGACCCAUGGCUUAGUGAGCAUUGUACGUGUCCAAUGUGUAAACUGAACAUUUUGAAGGCACUGGGAAUUGUGCCAAAUGUGCCAUGUACAGAUAAUGUAGCCUUUGACAUGGAAAGGCUCACCAGAGGCCAGCCAGCUAGCAGGCGGUCAGCACUCGGUGAUUUUGCCAAUGACAGCUCUCUCAGCCUGGAGCCCCUGCGCACCUCUGGGAUGUCACAGCUUCCACAGGACGGAGAACUAACGCCAAGGUCAGGAGAGAUCAACAUUGCUGUGACAAGCAGUCACUUCUUUCAUCGUAACUCUCUGUCCCCUCGAAGCCUGGUCUACGAGAGCGAGUUCUCAACCAUCGAGCCUGCCUUGGACAUGUAUGACGAGAACAAAACCUGAAAGGAAUCCAUGCUCCUUCCUGGCCCUUUUUCCGUUUUUUUCAUUUCUCAUUCCUAUUGUUGUGUACUCUUUCCAUGGAUCUCCUUUGUCUGAAGAAGAGCUGCUUUUUCCAGAACACGAACCCGCCUUCUCGAUUGCAAAGACGAAGACCAGCUGUGGUGGUUUCUGAGGGUGGCAUCUUUGAGCUGACAAAGAGUUGCACACAAGCAAGAUUGUCUGAUGGAAAUUGCUGAGUAACAGCAUGGGAAGCUGUGUUGGUCCAGCCGCGGCGCUGCAGAAGAGGUUUUACGGUGGUCCUAAGAGUUUGUGUUGUACUGCAAAUGCGUCUUUUACGCAGGCGUCUGCUGUUGCCAUUUUUUUAAUUGUCCAGGUGGUUGGGCAAUGCCAGAAAGGGAACUGGUUGUAGAGGAGAUGGCCAGUGACUGGUAAAAGCACUCAUAUAUCUCGGUCAAUCCAUAACCUUACUGUGAAAUAGCCCCUUCUGAAAGGGACCUUUAUAAGUGCAUUGAGUUUCCUACAACCUGCGUAACCCUGUACAAUAGCAAGCCAGUCUGACAUUAAAGCUGCAGAGAGGACCUGCAUUUGCAGAAAGAUUUCAAGGAAAUUGAUGCUUGGUUUUUUCUCCAAUUCGAUUGAAACAGGAGAAAAAUGGCCUACACAGAAUAUACUUUUGGUCCUUCGUGUGCUCAAGUGAGUCUCUUUCUAUAGAGAGGACAUUCACAGAACCAGCACUUGAUCUACCUGAAAACCAUUAGACUUUUUGAAAUAUGCAGGAAUCUAGUUAUCUUUCUUUCUCACUUAAUUUUUUUUUUGGGGGGGGGGGGGGGGUAAAAUAUCCACCGAAUUUUUCACUGAGGUUUUUUAAAAGCCAGCAUGUUGGCAUUACACAGAGAAGAAAAGAGGUAAGCUUCUUAUCCUGUUCUCCCGUUGAGAUCUGCAACAGUUAAAUAACAAACACAUUCUCUAAGCCGUGCCCUUUCCCACUGACAUCAAUAAUGGGAAUGCAGAAAGCAGCAGAAGAAAGGAAAGCAGCAACCGCUUUGACACGCUGCAGGAAAAAUCAAUUUUUACCAGCGUGUGACAAAAGCGGUGGGGAAAUGGAUAUUGUUUGCAAGCUUCUGAAAGAGUAAUACAGAAAUGGAGAAUGAGAGAGAAACCUCUGGAGUUAAGUCGUCCACAGCAUUCCUCAAAUGAGCAGACGUGGAGGAGCGAGCGCUUCUGCUCCACCUUUUCCUACUGGACAAUGCAUAGCUGUUUAAUUAAUGUUUGGAUUUUUCUCCAUUGCAGUCUAAGUUACUGUAGGUAUAGAAAUGCAUUUGUGUCCUUGUAAUGUGAAACAAAGCUUCACCCUCUGUAUAGGAAUCUUGAGAAAUCAGUUAAGCCAAAAAGAAAGGUAAGACAUACUCUGCCACUCUUUAAUUUCAUCUGCUUUUGCUACAAGCAGGGGUAUUUCCCCUCCUUUAUUACGUUUUUUAAUUGUAUAGCCGUCUGCUUGAGAUAUAUCCUUACCUGAAGCGUGGUUCAGCUGUGUCUUUAACACGGGUGUUUAAGAGAAAAAGAAAAGCCCAGCUCUGUAAAAUGAGGAAAUGAUCCUCUAUGCUGAGCAUGCUUUGACUUUUGUUGCUGUGCGUCAGCUUUAUUUAAUCUGAUAAUUCAAGAGCGGGUGGUGUGAAGUGUAGGGAGGUUUCUCUCAUAAUACCCACAUUUAUGUUUACCAAAUGCACUUCUACUGUCAUUCAGCUCACUCGAGAAAUACGCUUAAACCCCAAACUUUUUAAGAGCACAAUUUUAACACCCGCUUUCUCCUACAAAGCAGAAGUGAAGGUCGCAGAAAACGCCAGCCGGUGGCUUGAGCAGCAGCAGGUCUCGGCCAGCAUCUUUCCUCUCCUUGCGGAUGCGCUAAGGGGGGCAGCUCCUGACAGCGCCGGCGAGCCCAGGCAGAGCUCCCAAACCCAGCCUGGCUGAGCUGCGCUCAGGCCCGUACAGGACUCGGGGGCGGCAGAAGGGCUGAUUGAGCAACCCCUGUUUUCGUAAUUACGUCUGCGAGAUCGCAGCAGGCAGGCACGUAAAAGCAGGGGCCUUCCGAAAACAAGCGCCCGAGAGAAAAAAAAAAAAAAAUCACCAUUUCUCAAGGAUGUUAUAGGGCUUGUUUUUAUCCGGGGUGGGCUGUGAGGUUACAAUAAACCGACAAACACCUGGGCGUUUUCAUGGUUAAAGACAGAAAUGUCCGGGUGUCUCCCAACAAGCACCCGACAGCCUACCCUCUGUCUCAAGCCCCGGGCACCGCAGCGAAAGGGUGAGCUCGGUGCAGAGCCCCGCCAGCGGGGUUUUGGGUAGGAGAGCCCGUUGUAGCACCGCGUGGGGCGCGGAUGCUCUUGAGCAAAUCCUUCUUGCAGGGGCUGCCUCAGCCCAACGCAAGGAUUUGCCCCGAGGCCACCGGGAACGUCACCGGGGCAUGGUUUCGGCAAGAAAACAAAACUGAUGGUUUCUCAGCUCCAGCUGAGACCGUUUGCACCGGCUGUGUACCAGUGUGUACAGAAAAGCUAGAAAGGGCAUGGAAAUUAAAAGAAACAUUAGAAAGUACAAAGCCCCCAGAGACAAAAUAAUAAAUAAUGUCAUUUAUAUUUUGUUAAAUCUCCUUAUUUCUAACCUAACAUCUUGGUUUCAGUGGCAGGGAGGGAAGGUUUGCCUCUGAUUGUGGAGAUUGGGGUCUGGCAUAGCGAUAUAAAAAUGGAUUUGUGUUGUAGCAUCUUGGAUAAGGGAGCUGACAAUUAUAACUGACGUCCUGAAUUUGGAAAAUCUUUCAACACUGGAAAAAUUAAAAGCUAGUUCAAACAAUUGAUCCCUACAUGCCUGCUGGGACAUGCCAUAGCAGGCGUUCUUCCACUUAGUCAUAUUUAGGAUGGGGAGGAGGCACCACAGCAACAUGGGUGAUUUUUCUGGGCUGUGCUGGUAAGUUUGAGGUUUUCCUUUUAAUAUUAACCAGUAUAUAAAAAAAGCUUGAUGAGCAUCGUUGUUCUUGUUCUGCUGCAGUGGUGCUGUGUAUGGUUGAGUCAUUUCAUAGAAGUAAAAUAUACUGCAAUCUACCAAGCGCUGUAAGUGCCAGUAACUUGGAAAAUCAUUUUUAAGGUCUAAAAAAAAAGUGCUUUUUAACAGAAAACAUUAAUUUUAUGACUUAUACGUACAGAAAAAGCUUUUAUCUCCAAGUGUUUCCCUAAACUAUUUAAACCCUAGCACUUCACCUUCUCUUUCCCGGCCUCAUGUUCUAUGAAAGUUUUGCAUGUUCCCGUAAGACAUUUGUAAAAUCAAGGUUUGCUUGCGUUCUUAGAGGAUAAUUGCCAGUAAAAAAACAGACUGUAAGUGUGCUUUUUACCUAUAAUACUAACAUUAAGUAUUAAAUUUGAAGCAUGUUAAAAUUUACUUAGCAACGCUCACGAUUACUCCCUCCAGAGAGCUCAUGCGUUGGUAUCUGCACUGUCCCCUUGCUUCUAGGAUGCUUGCCUUGGCACCUGGGGAUGCUGUAGGAAUAGCCAGAUAGCCUACAUAAGCCAAAGAGAGACCAAAAAUAGUUAAAUAAAUGUGUUUAGGACUAUGUUAAUGAGACUUUUACGCAUCUUCUGAUUUCUUUAAACACGCUUACGUAAAACAGUGCAAAGGCUUGGGAGAACCAAGAGCUUUACCAGCUACUGAAAAGCGGAGGGAGGUCUGCAGGAGGCAGGGGUCACGCUGAGGCUCCAGGACUCAUUUAGCCCAAUUUAGGUUUGAGAUAAUGCCACAGUCACAGGUCAUGAGCUGAAGGAUGAAGGCACCAGGGCUGAGCUGAAUGAAGUUCAGGCAGCUCUGCAGCCUGAUUACUGGGGAGUGAGUUGACUUAAUUGUUAAAAAUACGUAUUUUUUUGCUUAGCGAAUAGUCACCUGGUUUUUACAACAAAGAAAGUAGCAUGGCAGCACACGGGCCAAGGCACGGCGGGGCAAAUACAAGAGCCACAGGGCUGCUGCCAGCCCUGCGGGGUGGGGAGAGGAGGGCAGGAGGGCUCGGGGCAGGGACCUCAGGAAACACCUUGAACUUCACAAGUGAACCUUUCGCUCCUUUUUCACCCCGUGUUACACAUCCAUAGGUGACCUAGUUUUCCAACCCGAGCCAUGCAGAGGAGUGCGUGAUGUGCAUAUGUGUUGUUAUAUUUAAAGACAUCUUCACUUUUUUCCCUUCCCUGCUAGACUUGCUGCACCGUAAGGGCAGCCUGUGCUCCGGCGCGCUGGGUGGAAACCGCUGAGCAGGGGAGGAGGUGAGAGAGGGAAAGAUGCUCCAAUUAACCAGACUGGGGCAAAAUAAGGAGAAAGGUAGACUGUACUUCUGCAGGUUGGUGCUCAUUUCUGCUUUGUUUCCAAUGUCUUUGAAAUAACCAAGAGGAAAAAGUGGUACCCCCCACAACCCUUCCUCAUGGGAUGCAGUGACAAAAGCAGGGCUCCAGCUGGGAUUUUGCUCCCGGCGUGGGCCGCGGUGCUGCGUAACCCCCAGUCGGUGAUGUCCUGACCUGUUGGCCAAAACCCCGACCUCGCAGGGGCCUGUCAGGUUUUCCUGGUGCGUGUAAAGUGCUUUGGGGAGAUGAAAGCUGCUCGCAUGAGCCUUUGCAAAGCAGCACUAAUCGACACCUUUUUAUCUAUGUCAGUUGUUUGAUCCUUUUGUUCACCUACUAUUUUUAAAAGCCUGCAACGUUCCCAAACACUCUUAAUUCUCCCCAAUUAAUCUCUGCCCUUCCACCCCAUCGAUUACUACCGGUUUCCUCCUCCUCCCAAGAGCUGGGUGAAGGUCCCCAUUGUGCAGGCACUGCCAUUCCCCGGGUCUCCAGCAUCUUCUUCGUCACCGUGCCAUGACCGUGUCGGCCAGCCCCUUGAAGGGGAUUCAUUGCUCCAAACCAGCAUCAGUCUGUGGGAGCUCGGAGGUUUCUGGUGCGUUGUUCUCAGCCAAAGCAGGCUGUGUGGGAUGUAGGCUGUUGUUGUGGGCUGCUCGCUCUCUGGAUCCCUGCAUGGAGCAUCCUUUUGCUCCUCAGCCCGCUAGCCUCAUGGAGAUGCCCAGAUGAACAGAGAUGGAUGUGUAGGUUGUGCAAUAAUGUCUGAAUAUUUAUUCUUUUUAUGGCAAUAAUGUCCAGGGUCUCUGGGCAAGGGGGCCCUGUGGUAUAAGGUGUUGCCCAAAAAUAGUCCCUCUCCUAAAGAGUUAAUAAUUAAGUAUUAAUAUUCCUGCAAAGUAAGAAGUACAUAGGGUUUUACUGAGUGAUUAGAGUGAUUUCAUUGCAAGGCUGAGGUUUAACAUGAGCUAGUGUCAUACAGCUGGGACUGGGGCUUCGCAGCUCAAAAAUCCAGUAAGGUGCUGGAUGCAUACGUGGAGGCUCCCUCGCUCCUGCUGGGCACAGGCUAUUCCCUUCUCCGCAUGCAUCCACCCGCAGCUUGCUGCGGCUGAGCCCCUCAGGAGCAAGAAGCUUUUUAAUCUUUGCCCUGAGCUCAGCUGUGUGUGUUUGCUGUGCCAUUUGUCUUUUUUUCCCUGCUUCCCAUGUGCUCCGGGGCUCACCUUUGCUUGGCUCUGACUUGGUCUUCAGCAACCCGAACCCCUCAAGGGCACAAGAGCCGUUAAUUCCCAACAGAGUUGUGGUAAGGACAUGGGAUUGCUAAAUUUGCUCUCGAUCUACGUGGCUGUGUCUGUAACACCCUCUGCCUGUCUCGGGCAGUAAAGGCUGUAUCUGCCCGCAGCCUUUGCAGGUACCUGGGCUGCACUGGGAGGAUCUUACAGAAAACAGCUCAACAGCUCAGCAACACUCCCAUGCUCCAGCACAGGAAAGUCUGGGCUUGAAAAUAAAGUUGAUGAUCUUUGCUGCUCUCAAGCCAGGAAAGUUUAAUAGGGCGUUCGGGGGUGUUAAAGCAAAGCUCCUGUUUGCAGAUUGGUGCGGUUCCUGCAUUGCAGCCAGCAAGGCAGCGUCCCAGCCUGUCGCCUGACAGGGCUCGCUUUGUGUUUGCACUGGAAGGUGCUACGUGAAAAAAAAAGCCUUCUUGGUUGCCGUCACAUCAGCAGGUAGACUUUUUCCACCCCAUAUGUCUAGACUUAACUCCCAGCACUGGUAAGAUCUGUCGCGCUAGUCCUAUAAAGGAGAAUAACCUUUCUGAGCAAACUGAGUGAUAGCAUCGCUCUCCUGCUUAUCCAGUCAGCCCUGCUGUGGUUUGCAAGUGGAUGUUAAAUACUAAAAGCUUCUCUGUACGCCUGUGCCUAUUCGGGAUCCCCUGCUCGAGGCCAUGGCUAACUAUGCACAGAAUCCACCGCAACAGGAUCGUGUUAUCCCAGCAGAGAGGGGACACCCCAGCCUUUGGGCUUGGGAGACUGCAGCAAACAACAACAACAAAAAAAACAAUUUGUGUGCGUGUAAAAUGCAAAAGUCUGUUUCAACUGGCUUGCUGCAAGGUGGACCACACUGGUGUGACCACAUAACCUAAAAACGCCAGCAGGUCGCAGGGGUCUGGCCAAGCGACGGGGACGCUGCGGGGACGCAGGCAUGGCGGGUGAUGCGGUGCCCUCCCGACAAUCAGAUCUUUCCAGCCCUUGUGAAAUUGUAGCUUGACAGCAGCAGAACUUCUUGACAUGUUUUGAUGUAAGUAUAACACUGUAUUGUAGUUACGUGGUAUAUGCCAAUAUGUUAACAGUGUAUACCGAUUAGUUAGGGUUUGCUAAUGUACUACAUUUCAAUAAAAAGCAGUUUAAAAAUAA